ACCGGCACCGCGCUGCAACCACAGACCGCACGACGCGCAGGCACGAAAGCACGAGCAUGGCCGCCACCAUGAAGCUGUCGCUCACCUUCGUCCUCCUCAUCUCCGCGCUCGUGGUGUUCGGGGACGCCCAGGCGACCUGCGACACCGUCCGGUGCAUCCAGGGAGGGUACAUCACCUGCAAGAACUACCCCGGCGAGAAGCUCGACGGGUGCGCCUGCGUGUGCGCUCCGAAGGACGGCAGGGGCUGCGUGCUCCACCUCAACAGCGGCUCCACCAACAGGUGCACCAGGCACUGAAUCGGAUCACGCGCGUUCGACACCUUCACCUCCGCUCACCUGUUUCGUACAUGGAAUAAUAAGUAACGAAUGAAAUGUAAGCUUCUGUCGUGGAAUGAAUGCAAUGGAAUGGAAUCCGUUGAUCAA
Molecule: messenger RNA, 422 nt
Organism: Hordeum vulgare subsp. vulgare (domesticated barley)
Lineage: Eukaryota; Viridiplantae; Streptophyta; Magnoliopsida; Poales; Poaceae
Exons: 2
Coding region: 57-296 (79 amino acids)
Source: RefSeq, a predicted model, not a curated record